AUGACUUCCCCAGUGCCGGGGCAGAACCCGGAGGCGAACACACACAUGCCGUGCAAGACGCCGCGCACAGGGCCGAUGACCGUCUCAAUCGCAACGCCUCUGUCGGAGACGAACGCGCACAUGCCGUGCAAGACGCCGCGCACAGGGCCGAUGACCGUCUCAAUCGCAACGCCACUGUCGGAGACGAACGCGCACAUGCCGUGCAAGACGCCGCGCACAGGGCCGAUGAUCGUCUCGAUCGCAACGCCGAUGCACGCCGGGCCGACGGUCAUGGAGGCGAACGCGCACAUACCGUGCAAGACGCCGCGCGCAGGGCCGAUGACCGUCUCGAUCGCAACGCCGAUGUACACCGGGCCGACGGUCAUAGCGAUCGACACGCCGCCGAGCAGCCCGCGGUCGCUGGGCCCCGAGCCCCAGGCGACGGAGGAGGGCAGGAGGGGGAGCGCCGCAUCGGCCGUGUCGGCGGCGCCUCCCGCCCACGGCGGGGACGAGUCGCCCGCGUGCUCGCCCCCGCAGUCGGGCAGGCGGCCUGGCGGCGCCACCGCGGAGCCGUCCACGGAGCCGCCCGCCGCUGGAGCCUCGACGCCCUCGGGGCCGCCCGCGCCGCACGCGGCUUGGCACGCAGGGGAGGCCCGAGCUGGAGCCACCGCAGCGCCGGCGGGCGCCGCGGCGGCGCCCGCCGGCGAGCCGCUGCAGAUUGUGCAGCUUGGCGCGUCGCCGGAGGGGAGGAGCAGCGUCGUUACCGUCGAGGAGAAUUUGGUCAGGAUUGCGGGUAAUUUGGAGGCCGCCGGCGUCCAGGAUGUGUCGAUUGUCGCCAUUAUGGGCAAGUGCCGCACUGGCAAGAGUUUCUUGAUGAAUUUGGUGAUCCGUUAUUUGAACUGGAGGGCGGCGGGCAACGCCGACCAACCGCCGCGCGAGGAUUGGGCGCUCGGAUCGGCGACCUGCACGCCGCCUCCAUGGCCAGGCUCGAAGCCCACCGGCGGCGGGAAGGCGAGUCGGGGGCCCUUGCUGUUCGCGUCGAGGGAGGGCCGCAAGACGGUGACGCUCGGCAUCUGGAUGUGGAGCCAGCCGGUGGUCUUCCAGACCCCGGGGGGUGGGAGGUCGGUGGUCCUGGUCAUGGACACCCAGGGAGUGGACGACGGGCAUCUGGCCACCGGCCACAGCGCAGUCGUUUUCGGCCUCACCGCAGUGUUGGCCUCGAAGCUGAUGUACAACGUCCAGGGCCGCAUCGACGACUCCGACGUCGGCAGGCUGCUGUUCCUGAGCAACUUCGUCGGCGUCGCGCGCGCCGCUGGCGAUCAGAGCGUCAAGUUUGGGGACCUGGCAUGGAUCGUUCGCGACUAUCAGCACUUCAGGGACGCUUCCACCCUCCAGGACUGCGAGCGAGAGAUGGCCGACGAGUUCGCCACGUGCUCCGAUGACGCGGGCCUCUCGGAGGAGUGGCAGGCCAGCAUGCGGGCCUUGCGCGAGUCGUUCGCUUCCACGAGCUGCUAUUGCCUGCCGCACCCGGGGAGCAAGGUGGAGGCGCAGAGUCAGAGUUGGGAAGGGGGCCUCGGCGACGUGGGCAGCGACUUUCUGUGCUUGGUGGGCCGGUUCGCGUCGCGGUUCUUCGGGGGCGGCUUCCCCACGGAGCGUCGGCCCUGGGGCGUUGGCCUCACGCCCGCGAACUUCGCGGAGCGGGUCCGCAGCCUGCUGGGCGCCCUCCGCAGCGGCGAGAGCCUCGCCGUCGCGCCGGGCGACGCCGUGCUGCGGCUGGCGGCGAGCUCCAGCUGCGAGGCGCUGUGGCAGCGCUUCGCGGCCGAGGCGCGCGCGGAGCUCGCGGGUGGAGCCGGGGCCCGGUGCCCCUCGGAGCUUGCGGCCGUCGCCGAGCGGCUCCGCGGCCUGCUCGGGCAGCGGCUGGACGCCGAGCUGGAGCGCUGGAGGCCCCAGGACGUGCAGCAGCAGCGCGCGGCCUUCCUGGGCCGCCUCCAGCAGCAGCUGGAGCGGAGGGCCCUGGAGAACGAGCUCCAGAUCGCGGCCGCCAAGGAGGCCAUUCAGGAGAGGCUGGCGCGGGAGAGCGCGGGCAGGCUGGAGGAGGCGCUGCCCUGGGGCCGCGUCUUCCGGCCCGAGGCGCUCUCGGAGCUCGGCGCCGAGGCGGUCGGCGAGGCGGAGGAGCGGCUGCGCGUGGAGCUCGGGCGGCUGGAGCUCCCCUGGCAGGAGCAGGAGGAGAGGCUCGCACUCCUUCGGCAGUCGCUGCAGGGCCGCGUCGAGGCCCGCCGGCAGCACUACGAGCAGGAGCUGGCGGGCGCCAGCUCCAAGGCCCUGCUGGCGCUCCCGAUCGUCGGCGUCGCCGCCUGCCUCGCGGUCGCGCACCCGCUGUGCCUCCUGGCCCUGCUGGGCGUGGCCGUCCUCGUCGCGGUCCUCGCCGCGAUGGGGGCCGUCGGCGCGUCGGGCCCGCUCGAGCCGGAGGUGCAGCGUGGGCUGCAGGAGGCCGUCGGGCUGGCCGGCAGGUGCGGCAGGGACCUCCAGGCCGUGUGCGUGGCCGUGCAGCUGCUGUGCGCAGGCCCGCCGAAGGCCGCGCAGGCCCGUGCGCAGGGCGCGGGCGGAGCGCGCCUGCGGCUGCCGCCCGCCCUCAGCGUCGCCGUCGUGGUGCUGCUGUGCCUCAUUGCUGGCGCUGUGCGCCUGCAGCUGCGCGGCGCGCACACCGGGCCGGGUACUCCGCCGCCCCGGGCGCCGCCCCCCCGACGCUCCGCAGUAGGACCGCUCGCCCAGAGGCCCUCCAGCAACACCAGGGCCGGUGCGGCGCCAGAGGGUGGCGGCCAGCACGGCGCCGCAGAGCCGGCGGCUCAGGAGGUGGCGCUGCGGCAUGAGAGGGACGCGGCGAUCCACGUGAGCAGAUCGCCGAUGAGGAGGCCGCCGCCGCAGAGGCCGCGCGCAGGGAGGCGGUACACCAGGCCUCCUCCGCCCGCGCUCGCCUGCAGGCCGAGCGGGGCGGCCUGGAGGAGCGCCUGCGGGAGCUGCCGUGCCAGAAAGGCCUGGCGGCCGUCUCCGCUGUCGUGGGCCUCGCGUGUAUCCUCGGUCCCCCGGUCCUGUUCCGCAUCUUCCUGGUCGUUUGCGGAUCCGUCUUCGGCGGCCUCCUGGUGGGCUCCGCAGCGGUCUUCCUCGGCUGGGAGGUCCACGGCUCCAGCCUGGUGGACGCCGCAGGGUCGCUGCUGGGGGGCCGCUUUGGCGUCGACCAACUGGCAGUUGGCUACGCAGCCUGGGCGACCGUGA
Molecule: messenger RNA, 3252 nt
Organism: Prorocentrum cordatum
Lineage: Eukaryota; Dinophyceae; Prorocentrales; Prorocentraceae
Source: the annotation of a GenBank genome assembly